AUGAAGACCCGCACCAACCUGCUGCAGGCUGCAGCCACAGAUCUCCCUCCCUUGCUGGCCCCACUGUGCCUUACCUCUCAACCCCACCAUACUUCAUCCCCCCCUCCCCCGGACAUCAACUUUCCAUCCAACAGGCAUCUGGGCGCAGGACAUGAAGACCCGCACCAACCUGCAGCAGCCACAGAUCACCCUGUCCUGCUGCCCCCACUCUGCCUUCCCUCUCACCCGCACCACCAAGCUUUAAUAUAUACCCCCUGCCAUACCCUAAACCCCCGUUUAACAGGCAUCUGGACGCGUGACAUGAAGACGCGCACCAACCUGCAGCAGCCGCAGAUCACCAAGAUCAUCAAAACUCUGGAGGGAAGGAAGCUGAUAAAGGCUGUCAAAUCAGUCAACAACAAGAGCCGCAAGCUAUACAUGCUAUAUGAGCUCGAGCCAUCCCGGGAGGUGACAGGAGGCGCGUGGUACACCGAUGCGGAGUUCGACGCCGAGUUCAUUUCGGCUUUAAGGCAGCUGUGCCUGACACACAUUGUGAAGCUGGGAGGCGAUACGCUCGAGGGGGUGGUGGAGGCAGUGAGGAGGGCUGGCAGUGGGGGCAGAGAAGACCUGAGAAUGGAAGAUUUUAGACAGGUCAUCAGCACGCUCGUGUUUGAUCGCGAGCUAGACGUGUUUAUCAGCACCGGCUCUGGCAAGGACUCACGCUUCCCUGUGGGAGCGGAGGUGUAUCGACCAUCAAGAUCUCGAGCUCCAGAAUCAUCCGCAUUCACCAACAUACCCUGCGGGGUGUGCCCU
Messenger RNA from Closterium sp. Naga37s-1, 792 nucleotides. NCBI's taxonomy places the organism in Eukaryota, Viridiplantae, Streptophyta, Zygnematophyceae, Desmidiales, Closteriaceae. The record is from the annotation of a GenBank genome assembly.